Messenger RNA from Monomorium pharaonis (pharaoh ant), 537 nucleotides. It is a transcript of the gene ATPsynE, whose product is annotated as ATP synthase subunit e, mitochondrial. Gene Ontology annotation, biological process: proton motive force-driven ATP synthesis. Bases 105 to 362 code for a protein of 85 amino acids. NCBI's taxonomy places the organism in Eukaryota, Metazoa, Arthropoda, Insecta, Hymenoptera, Formicidae. Gene Ontology annotation, molecular function: proton transmembrane transporter activity. The transcript has 3 exons. The record is from RefSeq and is a predicted model, not a curated record.
GAAGUUCGCGCGCGUUUCAUCGCUAAACGGAGCGUGCUCUCGACACGAGCACUUGCGAGAAACGACAGCAAACGAUACUAACGACAGCCUUAUCAGCGAGCAAGAUGUCGACCACCGAGCUGAAUCCAAGACCUUUGCGGGUUUCUCCUUUCAUCAAGUUUUGUCGUUGGAGUCUGCUCCUUACUGGAAUCGUCUAUGGUGCGUACCAUCACAGAAGAUAUAAGAGGAAAGAGGAUGCUCGCAGAGCAGAGGAGCUGAGGCUUAAACCUGCACGUGAUGCCAAAUUAGCUGAGGAGAAGAAACUUGCUUUAAUAGCGGAACAAAAAAUGCUCGACGAAUUUUUUGCCCCCAAGGAAAAAUAAGUGUAAUUUGUUUGGCGUUAGUAUAUACAUAUAUAAAUAUAUGCUAUGAAAUUUGUUCGCCGAUUGAUUUGUAUGUAUAAAACUAGUUGUUGACAUACUGCUUCAACAUCAUUGUCACUGGUAAUAAAUUCAACAUAUUGUACAAAAAAAUAAAAAAAAAUGUGUAAAGAUAUAA